AUGGCAACUCAAGGCGGACAGACUGCAGACAAGACUGCAGGACUCAACAUCGAAGUUAUCAACCAGGCCGAGGAUUUCACGAGCGCAUUUGAAAGCGCAGCCAAGUGCUUCGGGGAUCAAAUUCACGAUGCAGUGUGGACGGCCAUGAACCCCGGAUGGGACACAGCGGAAGGCAAGGCAGCGGGAGCAGCUCGACUAGUGGAUCGAUGGAAGUCUACGACUACGAACAAGGAUGGCAAUCCGAACACUGUGUUCCUCAAGGCAACAUUGCCGGACCCGCAACACCCUGACCGGCGCAUGCUGGUCGGGUUCGCUAUCUGGGCACAACUCUCAGUGGUGGAAGGAUACGGCGACAAGCCAUCCACCGACCUCAGCAAAAGCGUCGAUCUCGAGGCUCUUUAUCCUGGCGAUUCCACAGAGCAGCGGUUCCUGAGCCAGGCAUUUGGUUCUCUGCUCAGGCAGCGUGUGGAAACAGUCCAGUCAAAGGAAGGCGCGAACCCUCCAGCUACGUUUGUAUUGGAUCUGUGCGUCGUUGACCCUGCAUUCCAACGCAGAGGCAUCGCGCUCAAGUUGGUGCAGUGGGGAGUGGAAGAGGCCAAGAGACGGAAUGGGCUGGAGGCUACAACAGAGGCAUCAGCCAUGGGACGACAUGUGUAUGUGAAAUUGGGGUUCAAGCCCGUGGCAGACGUUGAGUAUAAAGUGGAUGAGGAUGUCCUCAAGGGUCGCACCUUGCCGCCAAACCUAUUUAUGCGAACUGGAGGAGGAGGAGCGUAG
Diaporthe citri is the source of this 774-nucleotide messenger RNA. RefSeq lists its product as uncharacterized. The record is from RefSeq and is a predicted model, not a curated record. The coding region runs from base 1 to 774 and encodes 257 amino acids. NCBI's taxonomy places the organism in Eukaryota, Fungi, Ascomycota, Sordariomycetes, Diaporthales, Diaporthaceae. Gene Ontology annotation, molecular function: acyltransferase activity, transferring groups other than amino-acyl groups. The transcript has a single exon.